UUAAGGAAACUGUUAGCAGUUAUCCAAAGAGUUGUAUCGGUAGGUUUCAACUUACUGAGGACAAAAUUGGCAAUGGGUUUUAUAAGAACUACCCUAAUGGUUCUAGUGGGUUUCCUCAACCUACUGGGUCCUACUACGCUAGUAGAGGCUGCAAUCUGUCUAGUCCCCAAAGACAUCGUCAGGGGUGAAGCAUAUUUCAUGCACAACAAAGAAUAUUUUGGGAAUUAUACGCCUUCAACAAAUUGUAAAUGGAUUGUACAGAGUGAACCUGGCACUAGAAUCCUACUAACUUGCGCAGAUAUUACUUUACCAAGCACAACUAAUUGUGUAGGUGAUAAACUAGCUAUAUCAUUGAAUGGUGACCUCAGUUUCAAAGAUGCCAAUUUUUAUUGUGGGACCACAUCAAUGGAGUUGGUGUCGAAUGGAAAUCAUCUGGCUGUAGGGCUCUUCGCAACUGACGAUUCAAAGGGUGGAAGAUUCAUGUGUAUUCUGAAGGAAAUUCAAAGUCUGAAUUUCGCGAAUACAGCAGCACCCUCAGUAUGCAACUGUGGCUUGAAACAAACGAUGAGUAUCGCAGGAGAGAACGAAACGUUGGUAAAUGAGUUUCCUUCCAUAGCAGGAUUGGUGGACACUCUAGGAGCAGAAGUUUUUUGUAGUGGAAGUAUCAUUUCGAAUCGAUAUGUGAUAACUGCCGCACACUGCCUUCUCCACGUAAAGAGGGAAAAUUUGGGUAUUCUUGUUGGUGACCGCAGUAUAUCUACAGUAAAGUAUCAGCCUGGGAAAUGCAUCCAAAUUUCAACUCCGAAAGCCUAGUUAACGAUAUAGCCCUAUUGAGGACGACUCAAGAUAUUCGUUUUAACCAAUACGUGAGUCCAGUCUGUCUGCCUUUUAGAUACACGUCGUCGAGUUUUCUUGGGGAAACAUUGACUGCAGCAG
Leptinotarsa decemlineata (Colorado potato beetle) is the source of this 936-nucleotide messenger RNA. RefSeq names its product venom serine protease. Gene Ontology annotation, molecular function: serine-type endopeptidase activity. NCBI's taxonomy places the organism in Eukaryota, Metazoa, Arthropoda, Insecta, Coleoptera, Chrysomelidae. The record is from RefSeq and is a predicted model, not a curated record. Gene Ontology annotation, biological process: proteolysis.